Bipolaris sorokiniana ND90Pr is the source of this 519-nucleotide messenger RNA. RefSeq lists its product as uncharacterized. The coding region runs from base 121 to 381 and encodes 86 amino acids. The transcript has 2 exons. The record is from RefSeq and is a predicted model, not a curated record. Lineage: Eukaryota; Fungi; Ascomycota; Dothideomycetes; Pleosporales; Pleosporaceae.
GAUGAAUGCGAUUCGAGACGGGGGUUUCGAUUGUUAACGUAGUAAAGUAUCGACAGCCAGCAUGCGAUCUACAACACCUCAGAGUACGAAACCGUAAAGUUACAUUUUUGAACUUUCCAUAUGCAUUUCAGAUGUGUAAAAGGUUGGUAUCAGCACGCUCUUAAUCAGAUUCACCAAGGUUGCUGCCUUUUGCGGAGGCACUUAGACACGGUAAAGUCGAUACAAUGUGCCUUGAUUUUCCUGAUAAUUUCAACAAUGAUCAAACUGUUCGAGUCUCCUGUUGGAGAGGCUCAUCUCGAUAAGGACAACGUCCUAUGUACACUGAACCACUCGCUCACUGAAAUAUGGGAUAUCUACUGCAUUAACUGUAUUUCUGGUUAGCAGAGAGGUACUAAAUGUCACCAAAGCUGCAUGGUAUGUAGAUGGGAGUUGGGUUGAGGGAAAUCGCAGUUUGGGUUCGGCGCAAUAGAGAAGUAGAACGUUAUUGCCCACCCCCGCAAUGCAGCAAUCUUGUCGCGA